Cyclopterus lumpus (lumpfish) is the source of this 2156-nucleotide messenger RNA. It is a transcript of the gene plpp3, whose product is annotated as phospholipid phosphatase 3. Bases 1 to 945 code for a protein of 314 amino acids. NCBI's taxonomy places the organism in Eukaryota, Metazoa, Chordata, Actinopteri, Perciformes, Cyclopteridae. Gene Ontology annotation, biological process: phospholipid dephosphorylation; canonical Wnt signaling pathway; phospholipid metabolic process. Gene Ontology annotation, molecular function: phosphatidate phosphatase activity. The record is from RefSeq and is a predicted model, not a curated record. The transcript is spliced from 7 exons.
AUGCAAAAGUACAUGUAUGAGAAAGCGAUGGCCCAAGAGACCCGGAACGGAGGCAGCUCCACGCUGAACAACAACAACGGCGUCGACCACAGCAAGAAGAAGCUGCUCGUGGCGCUGGACGUCUUCUGCCUGCUGCUCGCUAGCCUGCCUUUCCUCGUCAUUGAGACUAGCACCAUAAAGCCGUACCAGCGCGGGUUUUACUGUUCGGACCAGUCCAUCCGCUUCCCCCGAAAAGAGGGGGACACCAUUAGCGACGCCGUGCUUUGUGGUGUCGGCAUUCUUAUUGCCAUCUUCUCUAUCGUGAUUGGAGAAUGCUUCAGGAUUCACCAACUGCGAGAGGGAACCAAGUCUUUCGUCGGGAAUCCCUACGUGGCCGCCCUCUACAAGCAGAUGGGCGUGUUCCUCUUCGGGUGUGCCGUCAGCCAGUCGUUCACCGACAUCGCCAAGGUGUCGGUGGGCCGCAUGAGGCCUCACUUCUUAGACGUGUGUAAGCCGGAUUUCUCCGCCAUCGACUGCUCGCUGGGCUACAUCACCAACUACACCUGCGCCGGCGACGAGAGCGACGUGCAGGAGGCCAGGAAAUCCUUCUUCUCAGGACACGCCUCCUUUUCAAUGUAUACCAUGCUCUACCUGGCGUUCUACCUCCAGUCCAGGUUCUCGUGGCGCGGCGCCCGCCUCCUCCGGCCCCGCUGCUUCCAGUUCACCCUGCUGAUGAUGGCCUUCUACACCGGCCUGUCGCGCGUCUCCGACCACAAGCACCACCCGACCGACGUCCUGGGGGGCUUCGUGCAGGGCGCCCUGGUGGCCUACUGCAUAGUGUUCUACGUGUCGAACCUGUUCAAGCCCCGGGUGAAGCCGGCCACGCCCCCGCCAUCCCCCAUCAAGAAGGAGCUGCUCCCUUCGUCCGACAUCAUCGAGAGGAACAACCACCACAACAUGGUGUGAGAGAGAGAGAGAGAGAGAGCGAGAGAGAGAGGGAGAGAGGGAGAGGAAGAGAGAGAGAGAAAGAGAGAGGCCCGCCCACUUCUUCCUCCGACUCGAGGAGCCAAUCGCAGCGCUGCUCUCCUCCCAUCGGACACUAGAAUGUAGCGACGAGAGACUGCAGCUCUUCCUCCAAUGGCGUCCUCCUCCUCCCUUGUUUUUCUUUUUUUUGUUGUUGUUGGCGCCUCCUUUCGGACUCGGGUCACCGAUUUUUGAGACUUGCACAGCAGACGCCACUCUCACGUAUUAUUUACUAUAAUUAUGUUAACUACUAAUCAACAUUUGAGCCCAUCGUUUUUGUUAAUUUGAGCACAAACGCUCUUUUUUUUCUAAAAAAAUGAAAAUUGGACGACCUGACAGGCAGCGCUGAGGGUGCGAAGGCUCGUCGUGAGGUGGAACCACAUGAAGGGGUUAAACAGACUCUCUGAACUCUCUGUGGCCUUGGAGCUGUAGGACAACUACUUCCUUAGCUAUGGGAAGGAUAUUACUGCAAUAACUAGCAUAGACGUAUUAACAGUAUAGAACAAAUAUAACUUAUAGCACUGUUUUUGUUUUUGUUGUUGUUUGUUUUUUAAAGUUCAUUGUCCAUUAUCACCACUUGCCGCCUGAGAUGUCGAGACCGAAAGAAAGCUUGACGGCGCCGACGGCCACGAGACGAUUUUAUCGCGAGACUCCGCGAAUCCGAGCUAGCUUAGCGUCGGCAUUCGGUAACCACGGCGACGUACUGAUUUGUCGGCGGUCUUCUUCGGGGUCCUUUUACGGGCGAUGGAGGCUGGAAAGGCGACGCCCACAAAAAACACUGUUUUCCUUUUCUUUCUUUUUUUUUUAGACCCUGAAUUAAAAGUUAAAGUAUUCUUUUCGGGCGCAUCGUCAAUGUCACACUCGGCAGCCAAUCAGAUCGAGCGAGAGGCUUUUUACUGCCGCACCACUGACUUCCUGUUUUUGAAGCAGGUCAACAUCGAUAUUAGUGUGUUUUUAAAAAAAAAAAACGUAUUACCACGUCUGCAUUGAACACAUUUUUUUUAUUCUAUUACCAUCCGACCGCCCGUCUCGCUUUCGAAACACUUCUGUCGGCGCGUCAAGCUUUUCUUUUGUUUUCGUAGUUGACUCUCAGAGCGGCCCAAAACCCGGGAUGUUGCAUUUCUUGAGGGUUAGAUGUAUUAGAGGGUGGGGGA